UAGUAAUUGAAGAAAUUCACAGCCUCUCUAGUAUAGCCUCUCACUUUCACAAGUAUCUCGGGGCUAUUCCUUUGUCUCCCCCGCUCUACUCUGCUUUACCCUUUCGCACUAACUUCAUCCCUCCCAAUUGAAGUGAGCAGCAAAAAAGAAGAAAGGAAAAAGAAAAAAGGAAAGUGUGUCAACCAUUUCUCGUGAUUUUUCUCCAUUUCAUCUUUCUACUACUCUCUCUCCUACUCUACCUUCAAUAAUACUUAUAAUCUUCCUCUUUUUCACCUCUAAAAACCCUAAUUUUCAUGCUUCUUCAACACUCAAAAAAGAAGAAAACUUUUCUUGGUUUCUGUUCUUCAGCUCCAUAUUCCAGGUGAUUUUGAUGUUGGGUUGGCGUACCUCGUAUGCAUGUAGCUGAAUGAUUGGAUGCUAUUUGUGGCUCCUAUAGUUUGGAUAAAAGUAGCUGCUGUUUCCGUUCAAUCUAAUGCGAUUGCUUGUUCUAGCAAUCUCAAUUUCAAUAUGAUGGAAGAGCUUUAUGGUUUUUGUUUUCUAUAACUCAGGCUUUUUGCACCUUACUAUCUCCAAGGGAUUAAUCUGAGAUGGGUUAGUUUUGAGCAUAUUAUCUACAGCUUCGUGCCCAUUUUGUAGACUCGGAUGAUUGCAUCAAAGAUGGAUGUUCUGGCUAGCAAUUGUGAAAUUGUGGAGGUCGAGGAAGAAAAUAUGAAUGAGAAAGCGCGGAAGCAUUACGUGUCUAGACAAGGACGUGUUUAUUCCAUUGGAGAUGACAUCAAUCAGCUAUUUGACUCUGUAAAUAUAAAGAAUUCGAGAAAAGGGAAAGCUAUUCAGAGGAAUCCUAUGAAGCAACCCAUUAGGGCCAAGUCUCCACAGACACUCGGUAUUGAAAUUUCAGAAACAGUAAACCUGAAACAGGCUCUAAGGGGAUUGUGCAUCUCACAAGCAUCAGAGAUGGCUGCCUUGAAAAAGCGGACAAUGAAACCUAGGGGCUCAUCUGGGAUGUCAUACUUGGGACCAAUGAACCGGCUGCACAAGACAGUAGUGGUCCAGGCGAAGGGAUCUGGUCUAGCAACUAGUGAAGACAAGAGAAAUCUGGUAGAGAUCUCUUUUCCUGGUAAAAUUAUGGCCAAUCUCUCUGAGACAAUUCCUGAAUUUGUUGAAGCUUCUGCUCCCUGUUCUUCAAAUCAGACCUGCGACCCUUCUACCUCACUUGCUUGGACAGCAGCAACUAAGACAAAGAUUGUCGGAGUACCACCACAGGAUAAGAUCUUGCCUUUGGCAUCAGAAUGCACAAGUAAAAGAUCUACUACAGAGCAGUUUCGUAAGCUGAACUCUGUGGAAUCUGUACAGGGUAAGCAUACUAUUAAAAAUGUUCUAGAGGUAGAUGACUUGGUUUCUGCUGAUAGAGCUAAGGAUCAUAGCCAAGCAGAUGCGUUGCAUAGAGAGUCACGCCAAGCAAGCAGUGGCAUUGAUGGGAAAAUAAAGAAUGCAAGAAGCAGCAGCCCUCGACUAAUAAAGCCAAUCUUUUGGAACAAGAACUUGGUCAAGAGGAAAGUCAAGGCAGAGUCUGAUUAUAUCUCUUGCAAGUCUCAUGCAGCUAAAGGAAUAGUUGGUACAGAUCCUUGUCUCAAUCCCAGGACUAAUAAGCUGGUUGGCAAGGCAAGCAAAGUUUCUUUGAAGCAUGCGCAUAAAAUUGAUGGAAACUUAACUCCAAUAUGCAAUAGUGAAAAUGCCUGCACAGAGCUCAGUUAUGGUCCAAGUAGUGAAAUUGUAAAAGCUGAUGGGAGAUCAAGAUUUAAGGAGAAGGGAGAGCUCUCUCAGAGCUCAAAAAGUAGCAUUGGUGAGUUUAGCAGCAGCACAAGUGAAGAGAGCAGUACAAGCGGGUCUAGCCGCUGUUGUACCCGGCCGCAUAUGUCAAAAGACGCGAGAUGGGAAGCUGUUCACUAUGUUCAAAAGGAGCACGGAUUCUUGAGUUUGAGACAUUUUAAGCUGCUGAGGAGGCUUGGUUCUGGGGACAUUGGAACUGUCUACCUUGCAGAGCUUGUGGGGACCAAGUGCCUGUUUGCUAUGAAAGUCAUGGAUAAUGAAUUUUUGUCUCGGAGGAAAAAAUUGGUACGGGCUCAAACAGAAAGAGAGAUCUUGCAAAUGUUGGAUCACCCUUUCCUUCCUACGUUGUAUGCCCACUUUACUACGGAUAAACUCACAUGCUUGGUUAUGGAUUUUUGUCCUGGUGGGGAUUUGCAUGCUAUCCGCCAGAAACAACAAAACCGGUGUUUCUCAGAGCAUGCAGCUAGGUUUUAUGUUGCGGAAGUUCUUCUAGCACUGGAGUACCUUCACAUGCUAGGAAUUGUGUAUCGGGACUUAAAGCCUGAAAAUAUCCUGGUUCGAGAAGAUGGGCAUAUUAUGCUAUCUGAUUUUGAUUUAUCUCUCAGAUGUGUUGUCAACCCAACUCUCUUCAGAUCAUCUUCACCCAUAUUUGAGCCUGCAAAGAAGACACCUUCAGGUCUAUGUUCAGAAUCUAGCUGCAUUGAUCCCUUUUGCCUCCAACCAUCCUGGCAAAUCUCGUGCUUUACCCCUAGGCUCUUAACUACUGCAUCCAAAAGCCGGAAAUUCAAAUCUGAACAAGCUGUUCAGAUUACUCCAUUGCCACAGCUCGUAGCAGAACCAACUGAAGCCCGCUCCAAUUCCUUUGUCGGGACUCACGAAUACUUGGCUCCAGAGAUUGUUAAAGGGGAGGAUCAUGGGAGUGCUGUUGAUUGGUGGACAUAUGGGAUUUUCCUAUACGAGCUUUUAUAUGGUAAGACACCAUUUAAAGGAUUGAGUAAUGACGAGACAUUAGCCAAUGUGGUAUCACAACCUCUCAGAUUUCCAGACACACCUUUAGUUAGCUUCCAUGCUAAGGAUUUGAUUAAAGGGUUAUUAAGUAAGCACCCACAGCAUCGUCCGGGAUUUGUCAGAGGUGCUGCUGAGAUUAAACAGCACCCCUUUUUUGAGGGGUUAAACUGGGCAUUGAUACGUUGUGCUGUACCACCAGAACGACCCAAGUUUCUUGAUGUCAGUAAGGGUCUCUUUUCAAGCAAGAAGGAUGAUAAGAAGUCUUUGGGAGUUCAGAGCAGCGAGCUCAUUGAGUUUGAGCUAUUUUAGGCAUAUAUGCUGUUUUUGCAGCAGUUGAAAAUGUUUCCAAAAUUUUCCUCUGUUCCCCAGAGUGAGGUAGUUAGGUAUCUCAUACAUGUAACACAUGCAUAGCUCUUAAUGUAAAUGCAAGAAAUUAGCUAUAUAAUCUAUGAAAAAAAAAAAUUCUUAAUUAUUUCUCGUUUUAUACUUCCUCCGUUUCGUAAUA
Molecule: messenger RNA, 3343 nt
Organism: Beta vulgaris subsp. vulgaris (sugar beet)
Lineage: Eukaryota; Viridiplantae; Streptophyta; Magnoliopsida; Caryophyllales; Amaranthaceae
Product: serine/threonine-protein kinase D6PKL1
Exons: 3
Coding region: 643-3147 (834 amino acids)
Biological process (GO): protein phosphorylation
Cellular component (GO): nucleus; plasma membrane; cytoplasm
Molecular function (GO): ATP binding; protein serine/threonine kinase activity
Source: RefSeq, a predicted model, not a curated record